GUGGCUGCACGUCUCGUCCGGCUCUAGUUUUUUUACGCGAUGUCGGCUGAUCUUUUCUCAUCCGUGACCGAACAACAACCCCCGACCGGCCUAUAAGAAGACGCAGAUCGCCGCUCGGGCUUUGCGACUGGGGUUCGACUUCGACGUGAAAAGAGACCGUCUGUUCCGAGGUUUUGCUUCCAUGUCGACGAGAGGCGGCGAGGCCGCGAGGCAGGCGACGGUGAAGAUCAUCGAGACGGUGCACGUGGAGGCGGACCGGUACAGCUUCAAGUCCAUCGUCCAGAGGCUCACGGGGAGAGACGCGGUGGUCGGCGGCGGCGGCGACUACUCGGAAGGGGCGCCCGACCGUGGAUCAUAUGAAGAGGCGGCGGCGCAGCGGGCUGCUGGGUUUACGAGCAAGCAAGCGAGCAGGCCCUUCGCUGAUCGCCACGCGUGUAAAGACGAGAGCUGUUGAUGUCCAUCUGUAAUUUGUUUUCUUUUUUUUUUGGAACUUUGAAUCAGCGCUCCAUAUAGAUACUAGGGUGUAUUUGGUUCAACCAACCAAUUGUAGAUUUAUGAAAACCUAUAUAUUCCACUAGUUCAAUUGAGAAUCAA
Molecule: messenger RNA, 594 nt
Organism: Zea mays
Lineage: Eukaryota; Viridiplantae; Streptophyta; Magnoliopsida; Poales; Poaceae
Exons: 1
Coding region: 182-454 (90 amino acids)
Source: RefSeq, marked validated